Molecule: messenger RNA, 1579 nt
Organism: Paraphaeosphaeria sporulosa
Lineage: Eukaryota; Fungi; Ascomycota; Dothideomycetes; Pleosporales; Didymosphaeriaceae
Exons: 2
Coding region: 60-1376 (438 amino acids)
Source: RefSeq, a predicted model, not a curated record
GUCAACGCCAUAAACAAAGCGUACCACGUCCGAGUCAACGCCCGAGUCCACGCAUCACGAUGCAGGUCCACGCAGUUCCAGACGCUGAGCGCGCCUAUGACUCGACUGGGCGCCGUCUCCCGUGGGGCUUUGACUUUCCAGACUCAGAAAACUCCAAGCGUCGUAUACCCGAAGAACGAGGACCUUUCGGUAAGGCGCGCAAGCGCGGUGUCAGCCGAAGCAAGACCCCAAACAUAUCGAGCGCUCAGGAUCUCGCUAAGCAGGAGAACCUGAAGCACAUCGACGACAUCUUUGCGCAGUACAAGGCAGACGACAAGCAGAAGUCGCUUCGCAAAAGCUCUACCUCACAGCUCCCCGCAUCCGCCUCCGCGCCAAACCUACUAGACACCGGAGGAGUUACGUCUUCGUUCCAGACUGGUGUGUCUACCAAUGGGGCCAAGAUUCCGAAGGAGGUGAUAUUGUACGGAUUCGGCGAAGGGCAACAAUGGGCCGCUAUCAGCAAGUUCGAGGAGAUUUCGAAUGGUACGAUAUAUGAGGAAUACGAGCGACAGCCGCAGGAUCCGAAGUUCGGUCUGUCAUUCGGGGCCCCGCGCGAGCUACAGAAGAGCAAGCUCUCCGCCAGUCAAGUUGGUAGAAUCAAUGAGUACGUGGGAGGAGAUCACUGGGUCAAAAUCACAUUCGACUCGGCAGAGGCUGCAGAUCGCGCCAUCCAUUGGUCACCACAUACCAUCUGGGGUUACGAGGUCUAUGCGGAGGAGUACCGAGGUGUUGGCCCCAAAGACGGCGACAGGCCGAUCCCCGCAGGCUCCUUGUCGCUCACAGCCUCGCCGGCCACGAUAUCCUCGGGUACCGUGCAUGGCGGCGCCUCUCAGUCCUCAGCGACCGCAUCUUCGGCUACAGCAACUGGCUCCGCCCCCGCAUUGCUCUCCGCGCGACGUUCCUCGCGGCCUCGUCUCGGCGGAUGGGACGACUCUUUCGAUUUGGAAGACACGACUACACGAACAUCUCACGCACUAGCAUCAGCGUCACAAGACCAAGCGCUUGCCCACGCAACUUCGUCUCAGCACCGCCCUUCCGGUAACUCAACGCUCCGCAUCAAGCCCAACUCCAACCUCAAAGUCAAGCGCGGCGAAUUUCAGGAAGGUAAAGUCUUCCUGCCUUCGCGUCCUAAGUGGCAGGAGACUCUUGGUCAGUUUCCCCUCAUAGGGUGGAUUGUCGGCUCUGGCAACGGCCUCAUCGGUGACCAGGUGCCACGCAACGCGGACGGGAAAUUCGACCACGCAAAUGCCAGCCUGUAUUGGCAGUUGUGGUAUGCGAUCGAUUCAUGUGCGGGAACGGACUUUUGCGGUGUCAAGGAGAUUGAGUAUGACGAGUAGAACGAUAUCCACGUUUGGGGUUUAGCAUUGGGUGGCGUCAGGUUUUCACGGGUUUCUUGCAUGAUUUGUGGCACGAUAUCGCCGCUUCGUGCAGUCUCUGGUCUUGUAUAGGUCCAUUCUUUGAGCGUUCCGACGCUUGGUAGAAGAUUAAUCCACGUCAUGUACAUUUAUCCCAACAUUCUGUCGUAGCCUCACUCCCUGUC